This is a messenger RNA of Megachile rotundata (alfalfa leafcutting bee), 3506 nucleotides long. RefSeq names its product lysosomal acid phosphatase. The record is from RefSeq and is a predicted model, not a curated record. NCBI's taxonomy places the organism in Eukaryota, Metazoa, Arthropoda, Insecta, Hymenoptera, Megachilidae. Gene Ontology annotation, molecular function: phosphatase activity. Gene Ontology annotation, biological process: dephosphorylation.
AUUUCCCUCUUAUGAUCCGCGUUCGGAUCAACCUUAUCUAAACUUUAUUCAUUUUUCCCACAUUAAAGUUAUGUACCAAUAUAAACCGACGUUAUCUUUCCCCUUUCUGUUCAUCUCUGCUCUUUCUUCUCUUCUUAUCUCGAACGCGCAAAUAAUUACGAUACGAAGAACGAUCGAUUAGGAAUACCGCGUCGUACACGCGCCGAUAUGAUACCGUGCGCGGAAUCCGCUAAACCAUAUAAAUAAACGCGAACAAAUAUUAUUUGCUUUGAUCGAUCGACGUGACCCGACGCCACGCGCACGUAUUGUCAAUCGUUACAGCAGGCGCAUCGAAAUCGAACAAAACUGCGAACAAGUGGGUUGAUGCGAAAUUUACAGUCGUGCCGUCGCGCCGUAACGCGCGAACAACAAUCGAUUCGUCGACAGAGUCGUGCAAACACCGCUUUUCGAGAAAACUUACCUCGCGAUUAAUUUCACAUCGACGAAAAUAAAAAUGAACGCUAGUAGACGAUGCUACUAGAACGCAAAACAUUCGAAAUUGUAUUACGCGCGCUUUGAAUCGCGGCAACCUAACCAAAAACGUGUCCUUGCUCGCUGGCUAGUUACCAACCCCGUUCGUUUCUAUGAACGCGUAUUUUGAUUACAUAUGUACUAUCGACGCGAAGCACCAAAUCGUACGCUGAUUAUUCGACUAAAAUCGUACGAGUUAACGAUAUUUAUCGAUCUCGGAAUAAAUUGGGAAACGAGAGCGUACGUCGCGUCGUUGGGGUGCAAUCACGAAACAUGAUUCGGUAAUUUUCAACAAGUUUUGUGCCGCGUGCAUUUCAUCGUCUAUCGUGGAUUCAAGUUGCGUCGAAUCGCGUCGUGGAUCUACGCAAAAUGAUGUGAGCGCUCUCUUGCGGGGCACGAGUCAAUUUCAACGCCGAGUUAACCUUUCUACCAACAUAUUUGUCGUGGCAUAUAUUGGCUACGAAACGUGCUCGUUUUUUUCACGAUAAUCCAUUUUCAAUCAAAUUAUCGCACUUCUCUUCGUUUAUCUUGCCUCCUGUAUCUUCACACUUUCUGUUAAACCGUUUCUUGGACAUCGCGAAUUAAUAAACGAACGUGACGUUGUUGAUUGGUUGAUCGACCGAUCCGCAAUAAGUCGAUAGUGAAGGAAAUGGAAUUCGUUAAAUCGAGAAACAACGAUGCGAGCGGGCUAGUUUGUCGCGUUUCGAAACAGCGUGCGUGCGUGCCUACCUUUUAAAAGAUUGAUACGCGUAUGGAUCGAAAAAUCCAGAAACGACCGCGUUCCAAUAGUCAACAAAGUAAAUUGACUAUCGGAAUAAUUGUAGCGAUGCUCGGAAUCGGUAUCGCUUCCGCACUGUUUGCCUACGCGGCAUUUGCGGUCGCGACAGACGCAUCUAACGAUCAAACAAGUAUACAACAGGUGAUAUUCGUUUUCCGACAUGGGGAUCGUACUCCUACGGAAACUUAUCCGACGGAUCCAUACCGGGAUUACGAUUGGCCAGGAGGUUGGGGAGCUUUGACCAAGGAAGGCAUGCUGCAAAUGUACAAUACAGGUCGGUGGAUUCGGAACCGGUACGGCUCGGUGAUCGGUAACAGAUACUUGAGUAACUUGUCGUUAACGCAGAGUAGUUACGCGGAUCGCUGUCUAAUGUCUGCCGAAGCUUUACUCGCAGGCUUGUAUCCACCGAGUCCCGAAGAAAUAUUUUUUCCGGGUUUAAAUUGGAGACCCGUUCCCGUCCAUUCUACUCCUAGAAAUCUAGACAAGAUUAUCACGGUCAAGGCUUCCUGUCCAAGAUUAGAGGCAGCUCUGAAGGAAGCAUACGCGAACGAAUCCGCGCGUCCUGGAACUCCAUCGGCCGAAUACUAUAAGCAACUUUCCUCCUAUGCUGGAAAAAACAUCGCUACUAUCACAGACGUUGAAUUUCUAUAUAACACUUUGGAAAUCGAACAACUCCACGGUUUAAAACUACCCGCUUGGACAAACGAGUAUUAUAACCUACGCAUGCGCGAACUCGCGGCUCGGAGUUUAGCCAUAUUUACCAGCAACGUGUUGCAGCAACGACUGCGAGGAGGACCGUUGCUCAAAGAGAUCUUAACCCGAAUGCAAGCGUUCAAAAACGGCGAUGAUACGAGACGAGCGUAUUUUUAUUCCGCCCAUGAUACAACGCUAGUGAAUUUGUUGAGAACCAUGGGAUUCACGAACGAGUAUUUCAAACCUGACUACGGUGCGAUGCUAAUUUUCCAGUUGCACAAUGUCUCUGAUUUUACAGAAAUAAAGUUAAUGUAUCGAAAUAACUCGAACACGGCUACACCGCAUCCUAUGGAAAUACCAAAGUGUACCACGCCUUGUACACUCGAAAACUUGACGAGUUUAUGGAAGAAUGUGCUUCCCGAUAACUGGGACGACGAAUGUCAACCAUGACGAUACUUCUUCGUUUCAGCCUUGUUUUUCGACACGUGCAACCUUUUGCCAACAUUGCGUUCUGCACAUUUUUUAUUCUUUUACUUAAGAUCGAAUACGCUUAAUCGAAUCGAAAGAUAACGAAAGAACGAUAAGCGAGUCGGUACGAUACGGACGUUUGCGGUUUUCUUCUGAUUCUUCCCUCGUCCGUAAGUCAAACGGCAUAAGUAACCCUGCGAUAUUCUCUUACGUUAGAAUACUAAGAAAAUCCGUCGAUUAGAAAAAAGAACGGAAAGUCUAACUUUACGUCCGUCGAACGGUACACGCGUCGUGCUACGCACGGCCCGCGCCGCACCGUGUCAUACGAAUCAAUUCUAAUUCCAGCGAAGCCGGUUAAGAUUACUAAAUUGGCACAAAAUCGUUUAACCAGGAUGUGUCCGCGUUGCUUACGCAACAAAUGACACUGGAUGUUUUGCAUGUCUCGUUACGCAAUACCAGAACGAUUAUUACGAGCAGUCUUUCCGUUGAAUUCAAAUACUCGAACGUCGAUUAAACGUCGUCGGUAUACCGACCGAGAUAUCGCGCCCUCCUCGAACGCCUACCCUCCACCUUUCUCGUUGUUCGACCGUUCGUCAUUCAAACUUCUUUCUACCGAACAGCGCCCGAUACAUCCAUGUUCUUUCGUUGUCUUUCGAUUUAAUUAUGUUCCUGGUCAAUGUUCACGGGUAUACACCGAUAUGCAUGAUCGGUGAUCAUCCAGCGGUGAUCAUCGAUUCAUCGGUCGCUGCGAUGAAAUCAUCGCGCGAACUUUGAACAUUCCGCGUAUACAGAUCCCUCCUUGUUUUAUUUUCUUCUCUACAUAGUUGAAUAGAUAAAUACGAUAAAUAGAUAUAUUGAUAGACGCAGAAAUAAGUGAAUCAAUAAAUAAAUAUUACAGUCAAAUAAAUUUGAUUGAUUUAAGAUAGGACGUAAUGACAUAGCGGACGCGAUACGUGUAGAUAUAAAUUAAACUUUGAACGACAACCUUUAUGCGUGACAAAAAAGACCAAAUGUGAUACGAAUAUGUAGUAUAAUAAAACGAUACGCUUCCAAGUUA